AUUGUUGUGUACCUAUAUGUCAAUGCCAACAUCCUCGACUUUAGCGGUCCUAGCGAGGUCUACAGUACGCUCCCAACUUCAGGAGGCAUAGACUUCGAUAUCACAACUUUUGCGCAUAGUAGUCCAGUAGCCACAGGGAGCGGGGCCCCUAUACACAUUCCUAAUGCCCGGUUCGACGAGGUUGAAGUCCAUAUUAAGGACUACAGCGUCCUGCUCAUUCCCGGUGCGGAUUUCUCAACAAUCUAGAUACUAAGACAACUUUAAAGUAAGGCCGAGAACUGUUGUGUUUCAUACAACAAUUUUCUUCCCUACUGCCACAGGGUGAAUAUGAGAAACGCAUCCUGCAGUCUGUGUGUACAGGUACGAUCCUCCUUGCAGCGUCUGGCGUCAUGACCGGGCGCACGGCGACAACGCACCAUCUAUGCUUCGACAAGCUAAAGCAAACCGCGAACCACGCGGCUUGUAGCGAUGCAAAGAUUGAGAUCAAUCAGAAGCGCUGGGUUGAUGUGGGAACAACGAACGCAGGAGUUAGGAUCGUGAACGCGGCGAACGUAACCUCUCGUAUUGACACAAGUUUGUGUAUCUACGAGCAGCUUGUUGGAAAGAAAGACGCGUAUUUGGUUGCAGAGAUCGCGGAGUUUGAGAGAAGGGACGAGUGUUGGAGUGCUUGGAAGCGUUACGUUUACGCUAAUGGGCAUGGAGCUUGAUUUGCUUGUUGCUCCUUUGCCAAAUGUGCUUAAUACAUGUGUCAAUCACCCAUUCCACAAUAUGCAGUAGGCCACAGGAUGGAGAAGCGCGCACGCGCCACACGACCUGCUAUGUCACCCCAAUUUGAAGUACGUUCGACAAGAGAAAUACGUCUAUUUGGUACCUCGAGUUUGUGCAGGAAGGCUUUGGGAGCAGCUUUGUUCUGGUCG
Molecule: messenger RNA, 917 nt
Organism: Dothidotthia symphoricarpi CBS 119687
Lineage: Eukaryota; Fungi; Ascomycota; Dothideomycetes; Pleosporales; Dothidotthiaceae
Exons: 2
Coding region: 390-707 (105 amino acids)
Source: RefSeq, a predicted model, not a curated record